AUGGCUUGCCGGCGGUACGUUCAGCACUGUUCCGCAGUAGUUCAAACAACUGUACUCUAUUCAUGUUGUCCAUUUACACUCGGUCAUUCCAAAACGCGUGCCACGUAUGUCAAAACGUUGCUCGAAUUGAAGAGCGUGCAACCUGGAUUUAGACCGACAUGUCUGAUGAGUGAGUUCGAGCAAGUCGCCAUGCAAGCAGGUGAGUACGAAGCUGAUCACAAAUUUGCCCAAUGGAUAAAAAUAUUGCCGACUCUGGCAUUUGUUGAGCCGGAUAAUGUGGUCCCAGCGUAUGAAAAAUUGACCAAAAGUGACCAAUUUCCUGAUGAAGCCAUGCCAAUUGCAAACUAUUUUGAAGAGAUGCUUUCAUUGGAAGACCGCUGCGACGUGGCCGACGUUUCCGAGUGCUGCAUGGAAGGUUCAUCAGCGGACGUUAGAUGGACGACAAAGCACCAAUAA
This is a messenger RNA of Helobdella robusta, 456 nucleotides long. RefSeq lists its product as hypothetical. The coding region runs from base 1 to 456 and encodes 151 amino acids. The transcript is spliced from 2 exons. Lineage: Eukaryota; Metazoa; Annelida; Clitellata; Rhynchobdellida; Glossiphoniidae. The record is from RefSeq and is a predicted model, not a curated record.